This is a messenger RNA of Anolis carolinensis (green anole), 5238 nucleotides long. It is a transcript of the gene c2h5orf24, whose product is annotated as chromosome 2 C5orf24 homolog. Bases 367 to 933 code for a protein of 188 amino acids. Lineage: Eukaryota; Metazoa; Chordata; Lepidosauria; Squamata; Anolidae. The transcript is spliced from 3 exons. The record is from RefSeq and is a predicted model, not a curated record.
GCCCGCGCGCUCAUUGGCUCGCUCCCGCGGCCCAGGAGCGCGCACGCCGCCACCACGGCUCCCUGCAGCGGCUCUGGAAGUGGCUCCGUCGGUCGGCUUCUGGCCCUUGCCUUCGCGGCCUGCAAGUCCGGGUCUGCCCGGGAAGGAAGAAGGGAGGAGGGAAGGAGGGAGAGAGUGAGCCGGCUGCCCUCUCGCGGGGAGGGGCCCCAGCCCCGGCCUGCUCGCCCGCCCGCCUCCCGGACCUGAUCCGCCGAAGAAGCAGCACCGCCUCAGAACCAUAUUGCUGAAAGAGACCACAAGGGCCAUCCAAUUCAACCUCUUCUCAUACAAGGGAACACACAAUCAAAGCAAGUUAAAAUCAAGAAAAUGAUGCAUCCUGUUGCAAGUGGUAACUCCCCUUUCUGUGGGACUGGAAAAAGUUCUUGUCUUAAUGAUGACAACGGAACACCGACUGACCAAUUUGAUUUAUAUUCCACACAACAGACAAAGUAUGGCCACACAGUCAGCCACAAGCCAAUACCAUGCCAGAGACAAGAUCCAUUAAAUGAGCCACAUUUGCAGACCACAAGUGGCAGGAGUAUAGAGACAAAAGAUGAACUGAAGAAAAAGAAAAACCUCAACAGAUCUGGUAAACGUGGAAGACCUUCGGGGACCACAAAAUCAGCGGGAUACAGAACAAGCACAGGUAGACCGCUGGGAACCACCAAAGCAGCUGGAUUUAAGACAAGUCCAGGCAGGCCCUUGGGUACAACUAAAGCUGCAGGAUACAAAGUCAGCCCAGGGAGACCUCCAGGUAGCAUUAAAGCCCUCUCACAGCGUGCUAAUCUAAGUUAUACUUGUAGCAGUGCAGCCUUUCCUUACUCUGUGGUCCAUAACAGAGCUUUGCAUGCUGCUGGUGAGACAAGCAGUAAAAUCAAGCAACCCACUGAAUGAAGAAGGAGCAAUCUGAACAGUAAUUCUUUUUUAAAUUAUCCAAUUUGUGGCAUGUUUUUUUCACUUCUUUUGUAACUUUUCCAUAACUAACUUUUCUUCUGUUUUAUUUUUUUAAGAUGACAUAUCAUAAUCAUAUAUGUUUCUUGUAUUUAGAAGUGGACUCUUCAGUGAUGCCCUUGUUUGUUUUCAGAAAGUAAUUACUAAUAUUCUAAGUGACAAAACUUUUGUCUGACCAUCUCAGCUAAGUGGUUAAUAACAGACUGAAAUAAAGGAAUUCUGUCUCCUAUGUUAUUUAAAGUCACAAUAAAUUCAAAAUUAUAUAAAAAUAGACUAACAGAUGCCAAUCAUCUAGAACUGUUUUACUAAUAAUUAUUCUGUAAAUUUUGCAAUAUAUUUUACCUUUCCCCCCUUUUUUUGUUUAAGUAGGAGAAACUAAACUAAAUUUUCCGUAAUUGCUGGAACUUAACACAGACCUCAAGUAUUUGUAGAUACUUCAAAACUUAAAAAAAUAUAUUUUUCAAAAAGCUGUCAUUCUAGACAGUCAUUGUGUUAUCAGUUUCAAGUAACUCAGUUUUUUCAAGUCAUAUAUAACACCUGAUACAUUUUCGAAGUGCUAUUUUGCCAUUAAAGUUUGGCAACUCUUCUUGAUAUACUAACUAUUGGCCACUGACAUAAACCUAAGACUACACAUACCAAAUUUAAAAAAAUUAAAUAUUUGAAAUAUUUUACAAAUAACUUCUAAAAGUGCUAUCAAAUAUGCAUAUUACGUACAGUCGUAGUUAAGAUUGUGACUAAGAUUUUGCACAUUUUGUGCUUUUAACUUCCAAGUGAUUUAGAUAACCUUGGGCCUCCAUAGAUGUGUACAGCAUUUGGCUUUUAUCACAAAUCUUUCCAUAAAUUUAUUAAUUCCAAGUGAUUUUACAGUAUCUGCAGUUUUUUUAAUACUUGGUGUGGCUUAAACACACCUUUUCAGAUAGAAGAUGUUGUCAUUUUUAAUAAUAUACCAGUAGAAGUCUUAUUAUUUAUCACGCAUACUGUAGCUAAGAGAGCAUAUAUUUACCAAAGGAAGACAUUUCAUGGUUCAUAAUUGGAAAUGAUACAGCUGAUGCACAAGCAAGUUGUACUUUGAUGUGUUUAUAGACCCAGAUAUAUAACAGACUAUAGGAAUACAUCUAUGCAUGGAGGUGCAAAACUAUAAAUACAUUUUCUGACAUUUUAUGCACCUAAAAUAAAUGUUCUACAUUUAGUUGGGUAUGUGUUGUUAUUUUCAAAUGUUUGUAUGAGAAAGGGAUACAAUGUAUAAUACACACAUUACAUUGUAACUGAAGAAAGCUCUCAAUAUUGAGUCUAUUCCAAAUAUUUCUUUAGAAUUAAAGCUUGUCAAAAACUAAGUUUACAUAUAGUUAUAGAUUAUUUUUUGAAUUUUAUCAAAUAUUCAAAUAGACAUGAUAAAGAAGUUAUGGAUACAUAUUUACAAAUUCAUGGGAACAGAAGUAUUUCAGGUUAAUUAGAGAGAUUAAAAUGAAUGGUAUUCUUUUUUUCUUUGUAAAAUAAAAUGUUGUGGCCUGCUGAUGUUUUGAUGUGACAACUGAUUUUUGGUAAUGACAGCUUCAGAAAUGGAUGUCAUUUCAUGCCUUUUUUAUCAGGAAAAAAGCAGCAAGCCUUCAGGUGUUCCAGUGAUGCCUAACUCAUAAUGAGCUGAACUUUCUCCUGUAUUUUAUAAUUGGUGUUGAAUUGUUUUUGGGGGACUUUGUAUGCACUGGCAACCAUGAACCUCAACAGUACUGGAAGGCUCUUUAAUAAUGUAAACAAAUGGCAGCUAAACUGCUAGUAAAAUCGGGCUUUUUUUUUUUUUUUUGCUGAAGCUAUGAAACUCAUAAUAUAUUUCUUCAAGUAACUUUGGAGGUAUGAAACUUAUUUUUCCCCACAGUGGUGCAACUUUCGACACACACAAUGCUAAUGUGAGCUAAUUAACCCUCAGGACAAAUAUUAUGUUGGCUCUUUUUGAUACACAACUUUUUCUCCCAACUGAAAGACUGCUUCAGACUCUUUCUGAUCUUUCUUGGAAAGCAGCUGAAUGUAAAAACUACAAGAAUGACACACAUUUAUGGCAAGGAGCAAAUUGCAUGUCACCAGUGUACCUUUGAGUGACUACUACUUAUCACCUCCUCCUUUUUUCAUUCUAUUCUUUCUUUAACUUCUGAUAUGUUCACCUUCUUAGAGAUGCCAUUCAGCAUUUUGGGAGUUAACAUAAGUGCAUUGUUGUUCUAGUAUAGUGAAUUUUGUAUUCAGGUAUGCUAAGAAAAUAAUGAAAUUAUGUAAGCAAUGUAUGCUCAUUUAUAAUGUUUAUUUUAUGAGAUGGAAUACACCCAUUUCAAAGACUAAUGUUGUCAGUUGUGGAAAAAUAAAAACCCUCUUCCAUUUUUCUAAAGGCAGUUUAACAUCCUGGAUUUGUUAAUGAGGCCAGAAGAACACUGUUGGGCAUUUCCUGAUUACAGUUCAUUUAUCCUCUACUGUGGUUUACAAGUGCCAUGAUGUGGGGGGAAGCAGAAGUCAAGGACCUGAGAUGUUUGAAUGAUAUAUUCAAAUAUUUUUGCUACUCUUGUAUAUAGUCUUCAGAAUACAUUGUGCUCUUCUUUUUGUCACACUGUCUCUUGUCAUGACAAACACUGAAACAGCAUGUUCAUUCUUAUACUUUGAUAUUAUUGGGUAGUUGGGAAGAGGAAUGUCCUUUUUCAUUGUAGUAAUACAUGAUUUGUAAAGCAAAAUGAUAAUUUUAUAUUAGAUACAUUACUUCUGCUUUUAGCUAGGAUUGUUGAUGUGUAUUGGCACUGUUCAGAAAAUCUACAUGUCAGACCUGCUUUGCUUUACUUUUGUUAAAUAUAGCCAUUUCUGUCUUAUCCUUUAAUAAAGCAUUUAAUAUCUUUAAGCAUUAAUGGGGAUCUAUACUGAAGCCUCUACUUUAAACACAAACAGAAAUUGAAAUUUACUUAAACUAUAGAACCAAAUAACGUUUAACUACUAAGUUUUGAAGUCUUGCACUGGAUAUUUUCAAAAUCUUGACACAGUUGUUGGUAGAGGCUUAAAUCACAAAGGGGACUAAAUAUUGUGAAAAUAGCACUUUUUAAAGAAAAGACUGGCAGUUUAAUUCAAUGCACCUAAGGUUUUUUUUUAUAUAUUGUAGUUUUUUAAAAAACAUUAAAUGUCAUUGAUUAAGACUCAUCUAGCAUUAUUUUACAGUGGACCAUUUUAUUAUACAGUAGAAUCUUGCUUAUCCAACAUAAACGGGCCGGCAGAAUGUUGAAUAAGUGAAAAUGUUGGAUAAUAAGGAGGGAUGAAGGAAAAGCCUAUUAAAUGUGAAAUUACAUUACGAUUUUACAAAUUAAGCACCAAAACAUCAUGUUUUACAACAAAUCGACUGAAAAAGCAGUUCGAUACAUAGUAAUGUUAUGUAGUAAUUACUGUAUUUACGAAUUUAGUACCAAAAUAUCGCAAUGUAUUGAAAACAUUGACUACAAAAACACUGACUGCGUUGGAUAAUACAGAACGCUGGAUAAACAAAGGUUGGAUAAGUGAGACUCUACUGUAUUCCAGGCUUUCUUUUAAUCUUGGGACAAAUUAAGUUAAAUCAAUUAUAUGGGUUAGAAAUUCCCUAAUCUACAAUGCAGAAGGCUGUUAAUAUCAGAACUUUUUUUUACAUUUUGAAGAUUUUUGAAAGGCAGCGGUAGAAAUAACCUUUGCCCUAUUUCAUAAGUUGUUCUGCUUUUCAUUACUAUAUAUACAGUAAAGUAUAACAUAACUUGCUGAAUACAAAACAGUUGCUUGCAAUCAAAGCUAUGGAUUUCUGCCUAUUCUUACAUUUUUUUAUUAUACAUACAUUUAACAUAGUUCAAAUAUAGUUACACACACCAGAAAGAACACUAAAGCAACCUUUUGUUUUGUUUCCAAAUAAGUACCUGAUUUAGAGUCUGCUAUGUGUAAACUGAUUUCAUCUUUAAAGUUAUAAUAAUGUUAAAUUUUAAGAAACUUAUGCUCAAAUGGGCCACUUCCUCAUUUUCAUCAUUCACAAUUUACGUUCCCUAUGAAAUUGAUUAUUUUUAGUGGAAACAAUUGCUCAUUAAGUAUCAUCAUCCUGUCUUCUGCUGUAAAACCUCUGAUUAGAUACUGUGUAUGUUCUUAAGUCCAUGAACUUCAGCUACUCAUGUGCAAUUGUCUGUAUGGGAAUGGAGUAGUGUUCAUGAUCUGUAUUAUUUACAUCAUCAUAUGGAUGUAUAUUUAUUAAUAAAGUAAUUGCCCUAAUCACCA